AUGUACGAAUCUCCAGUCAUUGAGCACUCGAAGUUUACAACAACACUUACGGAUGGGUUAGGGACUCUCACAGCGUUGACGAUUUGUGACGGCAAUAUGAACGAAAAGUGCCAUCGCUAUACUGGAAUUCGGUUUGCGAAGCCUCCAGUGGGCCAAAUGAGAUGGCGCAGACCACAACCACUGCCUCAAGGUUACGACUACUCCGGUGAUUACUCCUCUUUUCGAACAAUUUGCCCUCAACCUUUUUACAACAACAGAGGUGGAAAGCCUAACCCCGAUUUUAAGUACGAUGAAGAUUGCCUUUUUUUGAAUAUCUGGGUUCCUGCCAGUGAGCCACCCUCGGAGGGCUGGCCUGUUUUGUACUUCAUUCAUGGGGGCUGGCUUCAGGUCGGAAACCCCCUACAUUACCGCCAAUGCGAUCCGCAGGACUUACAAGCAGAGGAUUGCUUUGAAAAAUUCAUACUUGUAUCACCGGGAUACAGAUUGAAUAUCUUUGGAUUUCUAGCCUGCAAAGAGCUCUUGGAUGAAGAUGAGAAGAACUCAAACUUCGGCUUCUGGGAUCAGCGCCUCGGUCUUGAGUGGGUGUACCAACACAUUUCAAAACUAGGAGGAAAUAGCGAUAAUAUCACCGUGGGCGGAGUAAGCGCAGGUUCUUAUUCUUCAAUCUUUCAAAUUGCAUAUGAACUUAAUCACCCAGAGGCCAAUCAGAUUAUCAAAAAAGUACUUCUUCUAUCGAACGGCUUAGCUAUUCAGCCAAAGUCUGUUGCAGAGUGUGAGGAACAGUACCAGGAGGUUUUAGAAACUUUUGACAUUGAUUCUACCCUCCCUGGCGCCAGACAGCUGGAAGCCUUGCGCGACAUUCCUUUUAAGACUAUUUCCGACAAAAUUCUGGACUUGAAUUUGCACACAUUUAGAGGAGUUACCGAUAAUGACAUGGUCUCGCCUAAUAUGCUUCGAGACAUCGUGGACGGUACCUUUGGGAACAAAGCCAGGGUCAAGGGUACGUCCUUUAUUAUUGGAGAGGUCAUCAACGAGCACGCAAUCUACUCUAAUACCAAUCCACCAAAAAGCACACUAGACCUGUUUAACCAGAUUAACAACUAUUAUCCUAAGCCAGUAACUAAAGCUCUCUUAGAUCUAUAUCCUGACUUGCCUAAAGCUGAUAGCGAGGAGGAGCAUUUAGCAAAUCUGAAAUUCUUGUACGGCAAGAUAAUCAGUGACGGGCAAGUGUAUGCCUCUAGUCGGGUCCUGGUCAACAGUUUGAUCCAGGGAAGUGUUCCUGCGGACAAGAUCAAUCGCUAUCAAAUUGCCUUCAGAGGCUCUUACUUUGACAAGUAUGAGCCGCCAGAGAUUCUAGUACCCCAUGCAGGAGAUAUGGGUUUAUGGUUUUAUAAUUAUGUUGACGGCAUUUUACCAGAAGAGAGGCCAAUUUACCAUUCAUGGUUGAAGCCAUAUUGUCAAUGGCUUAAAGACGGGCGUAUGGAUUGGGGAUCAACCAACCCCCUGCAAAUGCGGUUCCUAAAUUCUGAUGGGUCUAUUGAGGUAAAGCCUGAUUCGAAUUGGGAGUGGGGGUUGAAGGUCGGAAAUGUCCUUGCAACUGCUUCGGGCCUUUCAGUUUAA
Lachancea mirantina is the source of this 1620-nucleotide messenger RNA. The record is from the annotation of a GenBank genome assembly. NCBI's taxonomy places the organism in Eukaryota, Fungi, Ascomycota, Saccharomycetes, Saccharomycetales, Saccharomycetaceae.